AUGGAUACCGUAAAAAAGUACAUUCCUUGUGGGAAAGGAAAAAAUUAUAUUCCUGAAUGGAAUGGUGAAUUUGAAACACUUUUCACCUCUUUUAAACGUUCAGAAAAAUACGAUAACGCAAAGAAGACUUUAGAAGUACUUGAUCACCAACACCUGGAAAAAAUGGAUAUAAUCAGUAUACAAUAUAUAGAUUUAAACAUUCAAGUCAAAAUCUUGGUCACUCCUUCGAAGACUGAGAACUAACGAAGAACCCAAACAAGCUGUCCACCGAUCAACCCAAAUCACAUACCAAAUUACAUUCUUGAAUUGUCUAGCUAGAAUAUCGCCGCAUAAACAAUUUUCAAGUGAAACAAAAAUCAAACUUUUAAAACUCAAAAAAGAAGCGGUAAAAGGAACAGCUAUAAUUACUUCGUUUAGAAUGAAAGAAAAUGUCUCCUAA
Cinara cedri is the source of this 439-nucleotide messenger RNA. Lineage: Eukaryota; Metazoa; Arthropoda; Insecta; Hemiptera; Aphididae. The record is from the annotation of a GenBank genome assembly.